CAUGAGUCCUCCAUGAUAUUUAAAAGCAAAGUGAUAAGAGAAUAGUUGUGAGUUAUAUACUAUGAGGUGUAAAACUCAUCCUACACAAACUUAUAGAUAAGAGAAGAAUCUAGAAACUUGAAUUCCACUUUCAUUCUUCACCUUUACUAACAUUACAACUAUAUUCAAUAUCCAAUAUCCCCAAAAUUUCCUAUACACAAACCAUAAUCCUUCUAUUUUCUCUCAUUUCAUUUCUCAAAGAAAAAGCUUAUACAAUCAUCAACAAUGGCAGCUACAAUGGCAGUACUCAAUGCAAAAUGCUUAAACAUAAACACCAACAAAACAAACACUCAAUCAGUCAAGCCCACUUCUAAGCCCAUCAUCUCACUCUUACCAAGCCCAAGCCAAAUGAUCACAGCCCCAGCCAUUGCCGGCGCGGUUUUUGCUACUAUGGGCUCAGUAGACCCGGCCUUAGCAGCCCAACAAAUAGCUGAUAUUGCAGCAGAUGAUAACCGUGGGCUGGCCCUUUUACUGCCCAUAAUCCCAGCUAUUGGGUGGGUGUUGUUUAACAUCUUACAACCAGCUUUGAACCAGCUAAACAGAAUGAGGGGUGAAAAGGGUUUUAUUAUUGGGCUUGGGCUUAGUGGGUUUUUUGGGUAUGGGAUUUUGGGUACAACCCAAGAGGCCCAAGCAGUUACUGAGGAGAUUGGUAGGAUAGCAGAAAGUAGUGGGGCAGGAACAGGAAGUGAUAACAGAGGAACUUUGUUAUUGAUUGUAGUGUUGCCAGCAAUUGGAUGGGUGCUUUACAAUAUCUUACAGCCUGCUUUGAACCAACUUAAUAGAAUGAGGUCUCAAUAGUAAAAAAUACUACUAAUUAAAUUAUAGUAGUUUAAAUAUUAAUCAUGCAAAGUGUUACAUUUGGAAAUCAAUUCAUGUAAACGACAAUUAAAACUAAUAUGUUACCUCAUAUAGUCGAUACUUAUCUUUUUGAGAUCGUAGGGCAAACAUUGCUAUUGUUAGAAAGCGUGCUAUUAAUUAGUACUCCAUAUUAUUAUCAUAAAGUAUUAUCAUAUUGAUUUUUGGUAAUUGUGCAGGCAAAA
Molecule: messenger RNA, 1079 nt
Organism: Amaranthus tricolor (Joseph's coat)
Lineage: Eukaryota; Viridiplantae; Streptophyta; Magnoliopsida; Caryophyllales; Amaranthaceae
Product: photosystem II core complex proteins psbY, chloroplastic-like
Exons: 1
Coding region: 265-837 (190 amino acids)
Biological process (GO): cell redox homeostasis; photosynthesis
Cellular component (GO): photosystem II; membrane; chloroplast thylakoid
Molecular function (GO): manganese ion binding
Source: RefSeq, a predicted model, not a curated record